Messenger RNA from Coccomyxa subellipsoidea C-169, 843 nucleotides. RefSeq lists its product as hypothetical. The coding region runs from base 1 to 843 and encodes 280 amino acids. Lineage: Eukaryota; Viridiplantae; Chlorophyta; Trebouxiophyceae; Coccomyxaceae. The record is from RefSeq and is a predicted model, not a curated record. The transcript has 6 exons.
AUGGCAACAUCGCCUCAGCAGACCGUGGCACAGCCGAUGCAAAGUGAUGACUUUGAGGAGGCAGCUGAACAUCUGCAAACUGCAGCAGACAAGGCAGAAGUUCUUCUGCAGCAGCUGGAGGAGGCGGCAGCGACAGAUCUGCGAGAGAGUGGAGACUUGCCUGGCGAGAGUGCAGAAGGCGGUACAUCAGCCGGGGAUGCAGCUAGUGGGCAGGAUGCAGCAGCUGGGGAGGCAUCACUGAUGGCAGGGCAGAGGAGAUCUCUGGAUGUGGAGAGAGUACAGCAGCAGAAUGGGACGGCGGGCAGCAAUGGAAUUGCAGGCACAUCUGGCGCCAAUGGCAGGCGAGCCUCCGUUGACUUGGCGGCCCGGGAACGCUGCCUGAAGGUGCUAGACGCUUGCUGCAGCUGCAACGCGCAGCCGUCACUGCAGUCGGCGGCGCUGCAGGCGGUGAGGGGGGCGCUGCAGAGGAGCCAGGCCGGCGGCGUUGCCUCCUCUGCACAGAUGGGAACGCCCCAGGCCAGCUGGGCCUGGGACUGCGCUGCGCGCGCUCUGCCGGCCGCCGCCGCCGACGUGCACGCGCUCAUGCGCGGAGGGGACGCCGGACUUGGCGCCGGCGAAGUCCAGGUGGUGGCAGAGACUCUGAAGCUGUCAGUUGCUGCGCUGCCGGCAGCUGGAGACCGGGCAGGAGCGCUGAUGAGCACCCUCCGCAUCUUGCUUGUCGAGGCAGCAGUCAAGGCGUCUGCCGCGCCUGCGCCGCGGUCAGCCGCAGUGGCCAACGGGAGCAGGGUGCCGAUCAGUGCGCCGCCGGCCAUAACACUGCAGAAUUUUGCGCUCAGAAGCUGA